This is a messenger RNA of Lemur catta (Ring-tailed lemur), 3223 nucleotides long. Its product is annotated as cytidine monophosphate-N-acetylneuraminic acid hydroxylase. NCBI's taxonomy places the organism in Eukaryota, Metazoa, Chordata, Mammalia, Primates, Lemuridae. The coding region runs from base 396 to 2270 and encodes 624 amino acids. The record is from RefSeq and is a predicted model, not a curated record. The transcript has 15 exons. Gene Ontology annotation, molecular function: 2 iron, 2 sulfur cluster binding.
UAAUGUUUUACAGAAUAGGGAUGCACCCUAAGAAUGCUAGGCUGGACCUGGGUGGGGUGUCUUGGUUGAAUGGUCAACCAAGCAGGAGAUGACUCAGUUCUAUUUGAACCAAGGCUGAUAGGGAGUGGUGAAGGAGAGGAACUGUGUUCCUGGCAAAAUGAAGUGCAAAUGUGAAAGGCUGAAGCCGAGGGUGAGAACACAGUGGCUUUUGAACAGUGUCAGGCUUCUAAAAGAGCUGUGGUAGAGGGUGGAGACCAGUAUCAAAGGAAAUAGUGAAAUGGAGUAAACAUCAUCUCUCUAGGCAGCCUACAGCCUCGUGGGGGCAAAGGAGCAACAGAAGGGAAAACAGCAACCGCUAUUUUUUCGAAUUACGCAGGGAGACAAGCCGGCACACCAUGAGCAGCAUUGAACAGAGAGCUGAGAUCCUGUUGUGUCUGUCACCUGCUGAAGUUGCCAAUCUGAAGGAAGGAAUCAAUUUCUUUCGAAAUAAGAGCACCGGCAAAGACUACAUCUUCUACAAGAACAAGUGCCACCUGAGGGCAUGUAAGAAUCUGUGCAAGCACCAAGGAGGCCUGUUCAUAAAAGAUAUCGAGGAUUUAGACGGAAGGUCUGUUAAAUGCACAAAGCACAACUGGAAAUUAGAUGUGAGCACCAUGAAGUAUAUCAAUCCUCCAGAAAGCUUCUGUCAAGAUGAACUGGUUAUUGAAAUGGAUGAAUACAGUGGACUUUUACUUCUAGAACUGAAUCCCCCUAACCCCUGGGAUUCAGAGCCCAGAUCCCCUGAAGAUUUGGCUUUUGGAGAAGUGCAGGUAACAUAUCUCACUCACGCCUGCAUGGACCUCAAGUUGGGAGACAAGAGAAUGGUGUUUGACCCUUGGUUAAUGGGUCCUGCUUUUGCCCGAGGAUGGUGGUUGCUACAUGAGCCUCCGUCUGAUUGGCUGGAGAGGCUGUGCCAAGCAGACCUCAUUUACGUCAGUCACAUGCACUCAGACCACCUGAAUUACCCGACACUGAAGAAGCUUGCUGAGAGAAGACCAGAUAUUCCCAUUUAUGUUGGAAACACAGAAAGACCUGUAUUUUGGAAUCUGAAUCACAGUGGUGUCAAGUUGACUAAUAUCAAUGUAGUGCCAUUCGGAAUAUGGCAGCAGGUAGACAAAAAUCUUCGAUUCAUGAUCCUGAUGGAUGGUGUUCAUCCUGAGAUGGACACUUGCAUCAUCGUGGAAUACAAAGGUCAUAAAAUACUCAAUACAGUAGACUGCACCAGACCCAAUGGGGGGAGGCUGCCUGAGAAGGUUGAUCUAAUGAUGAGUGAUUUUGCUGGAGGAGCAUCCGGCUUUCCAAUGACUUUCAACGGUGGAAAAUUUACUGAGGAAUGGAAAGCCCAAUUCAUUAAAACGGAAAGGAAGAAGCUCCUGAACUACAAGUCUCAGCUGGUGAAGGACCUGCACCCUCGGAUCUAUUGUCCCUUUGCUGGGUAUUUUGUGGAAUCUCACCCAUCAGACAAGUACAUUAAGGAAACAAACAUCAAAAAUGACCCAAUUGAACUCAACAAUCUUAUCAAGAAAAACUCUGAUGUGCUAACGUGGACCCCACGACCUGGAGCCACCCUUGAUCUGGGUAGGAUGCUAAAGGACCCAACAGACAGCAAGGGCAUCAUAGAGCCUCCACAGGGGACUAAAAUUUACAAGGAUUCCUGGGACUUUGAACCUUAUUUGAAAGUCUUGAAUACUGCUGCAGAAGAUGAAAUAUUUCUUCACUCAUCCUGGAUAAAAGAAUACUUCACUUGGGCUGGAUUUAAGGAUUAUAACCUUGUGAUCAGGAUGAUUGAGACAGAUGAGGACUUCAGCCCUUUUCCUGGAGGAUAUGACUAUUUGGUUGACUUUCUAGAUUUAUCCUUUCCAAAAGAAAGACCACGCCGAGAACAUCCCUAUGAGGAAAUUCGUAGCCGGGUUGAUGUCAUCAGAUACGUGGUGAAGAAUGGGCUGCUCUGGGAUGACUUGUAUAUAGGAUUCCAAACCCGACUCCAGCGGGAUCCUGACAUAUACCAUCAUCUGUUUUGGAAUCAUUUUCAAAUAAAACUCCCCCUAACACCACCCGACUGGAGGUCAUUCCUGAUGCGUGGUGAGCAGAAUGGGUCUGGGACUCCCCAGGAACCAGUGAACCCAACAGAAACAAAUUCUCUGUGGAAAACCAAACACAAUGGGAGAAGAUAUGAAUCCAAGCACAGAAGAAACAGGAAGAAAAACUUCCAAGACUACAAUGAGAAAUAAGGAAAGGGAACAGGGAGCAGAUUUUAGGUUAGAGAGAGGAUGGAAGAAGAGAUAUAGAUCAGUGAAGAACUAGAAGAGGAAAAUGGGAAGGAGAAAAAAUUAAGAUGGAAUUUAAAAAGAAGAAUGUAAAAACAGACAUUCUAUUCUUUAAUAGGUUGAGUCUACAAAUAGGGCCCAGGAAGACAGUUGAGUAAGGUUUCAUAAGUUAUUUUCAAUUUUUCAAAAACUUUGUUUAAAUCAUGUAUUUACCAAAACGAAGAAUUUAGAGGCUGCCCUAAAGGGUCAAAUUUCAAUGGGACUGAAAUAAUUUAGAUUAAUUUUGAUUCAUUUAAUAUCACAUUUUAGAAUGUGUUAACUUAUAAAUGCUAACAAUUAUGUAGAUAUUUGAUCAAUGAAAGAUAUGAACACUAAUCAAAUGAGUUUUGUGGACAAAAGUCUUUCAAAAUUAAUAGACAAAUCAAUAAAGAUCAAUAUCUUGAAAAAUUAGAAACCCCUCUUCUGACCAUUGAAAAACAUCGUUUCAGUGAUUAAAAUAGGCAACUAAUUUGCCUGCUUCUGCUAAUGUCUGCAGUGUUUUCACGAUAUUCAAAUGAUUGUUUAAGACACACACAUUUUUUUCCUAGGAAAACGUGAUGGUUAACUAGUUUUCUGUUUUACAUGUUGAUAUUUUCAACACAAACACACACUACAGAUUUGAAUAUCAAAAUCUAUUUUCUGAUUACAUAUCCUACCUCUAAUUCUGAAGAUAUGACAAUUCAAUGGUGGAAUUUGUCUCCUUAAUCUCUAGAUUCAUACUUGGUAAUAAAAAUGAUUAUCUGUUUCUCAUUAUGAUGAACAUCAAUAGUGUUUGAUUUUUUUGAUUAUUCUUAGCUCAUUACAUGCACAACAGAAAUGUUUGGAAUUCAAAAUUAUAUUUUGUGCUUUACAUUAUAUAGUAAAUUAUUCAGUUAAUA